AUGCCCCCUGACAUAGGUCCCAAACUCCUUUUCGCCAGCAUUGCUGGUGUGGCUUGUAUUGCCAUUGGACUCUCCAGACUCCUGCCAAAGUCCAACAAGACCGACGAGAGCCCCAGUCUCGUCCGGUCCAUCUUUCUCUUCUGCUAUUCUUGCUUCCUCAAGCCGCACAAGGGUGACGGCAAAGGAACUCAGCAAGAUGCCCUCGAGUCUUUCUACAAGGCGCAAGCCGGCGUGUAUGACAGCACGCGGAAGACUCUUCUCAGAGGCCGUGAGGACAUGCUGGCACUAGUUGCUGCCCAGCUGAAGUCCAGGGCCCAGAACGGGGGCAGGAGAAAGGGGAAGAAGACAGUCUGGGUUGAUGUGGGUGGAGGUACUGGUUGGAACAUUGAGGCAAUGUCCGAAUUUGUCAACGUUCCUGAGUUCUUCUCCAGCGUCUACCUUGUUGACUUCUCUCCUUCCCUUUGUGAAGUGGCCCGCAAGCGUUUUGCCAGACUUGGUUGGCAGAAUGUCAAGGUCAUUUGCGAAGAUGCGAGGAAGUUUCGUCUUGAAGAUUAUGAAAAUGAUCUCCAGAGCUUGCAGACUCCUCCCCUGACACCCAGAAACUACUUUGAUCAAAGACGGCCGGAACAUGGAGGUGCCGACCUCAUUACCAUGUCUUACAGCUUGUCCAUGAUGCCCGACUUCUUCUCUAUCAUCGAUUCUCUCUCUUCACUUCUAUCACCAAACGGUGUUAUUGGUGUUGUUGACUUUUAUGUCCAAUCAAAGGUUGAUGUGAGUUUUCGCAACCACACGGGCGGUCUCGUUGGGCGUCAUGUCAAUUUCUUCACCCGCACAUUUUGGCGUGCGUGGUUCGAGAUCGACAGAGUCAGUCUUGAGCCCAGUCGCCGGGACUAUCUCGAAUACCGUUUCGGUACGGUCCUGAAUAUCAACGACCGUAACCGCGCUCUUGGAUACAUUCCCUACUACGUUUGGCUAGGAUGCCAUAAGAAGCCCUUCUCUUCAUCCAGUCUGCCCCACGAGAUUAUCGAGCAUGUGGACGCUUUGGCAACUGAGUCACCCAGGCUACUUCCUGCGAAUGGUUCAAGUGUUUCGAAUGCUUUGAGUCGUGCAGUCCAGCGUGCGGCUCCGGAAAUUCGAUCCAAGGCAUUUGAUGCUGCUAUACAGAAUCUGUCAUCAAAUCUUCCCCUGCCUGCCUUCUUCUACCAGAACCACCAUUGGCGCAUAUACUACGAUGACCAGCUUAAAAAGCAUACUCAAUUCAACGACGAGUACAUUUAUGCGUUUACUUGGGAAGAUUCUCGUGUGGACGCCCACCUCCUGAAUCUCAAGUCGGACGAUGUGGUUUUGGCAAUUACGAGUGCCGGCGACAACAUAUUGUCUUAUGCCGCCCAAAGCCCGGCAAGAACUCAUGCCGUCGAUCUAAACCCGACCCAGAAUCAUCUCCUGGAGCUCAAGGUGGCUUCUUACAUGGCAUUGCCUUAUGAAGACUUCUGGAAGUUAUUCGGAAAAGGCAAACAUCCUGACUUCCGGUCCCUUUUGAUCUCAAAGCUGUCGCCUCACUUGUCCAGUCGCGCUUUUCAGUACUGGCUUAGCAACUCCCAUAUCUUUACGACAAAUCGCAGUCUUGGACUCUAUGACACGGGGGGCUCGAAGCAUGCAAUUCGCAUCUUCCGGUGGAUAUCCUAUAUUUUCGGUUGCCGUGAAGCUGUCAAGGCCAUCCUUGAAGCUAAAACUCUGAACGAACAACGCGAGAUCUGGCGGAACAGGAUCCGACCUGCCCUGCUUUCCAAGCUCGUCAGCAAGCUCGUCGUCAGCCAGGAGAGUUUUUUGUGGACUGCGCUCGGCGUUCCAAAGAACCAACUGGCCAUGAUCGAGGCAGACCACGCCACCAGCGAGGCAGUGUGCGGCUCGACACCGACCGCAAAGGCGGUCCGCUCCCACGCUAUCUGGCAUUACAUGGUGAACACGCUCGACCCGAUGGUGGAAAGCACACACAUCGCCGCCGACAACCCGUACUACCAUGUUUGCCUGACAGGCAAGUUCUCGCGCAAAUGUCACCCGGAUUACCUCUCCCCGCAAGCACACGCGCGACUGUCUCGCCCAGGCGCCUUUGAUGGCCUGCGUAUUCACACCGAUGAGAUCGACGAGGUCAUUGCACGCAUGACACCCGGCACGUUAACCGUCGCCGUCGUCAUGGAUAGCAUGGACUGGUUCGACCCGGAUUCACCAGCCGCCGCGGCGCAGAUCUCCAAGCUCAAUCGCGCUCUGAAGAUGGGUGGUCGUGUGAUGCUGAGGUCGAGCGCCCUGAAGCCGUGGUAUGUCGAGACGUUCGCCGCCCAUGGGUUCCAGCCGAAGAGAGUCGGCGCCCGGAACCCCGGGGAGUGUAUCGACCGGGUCAAUAUGUACGCGAGCUGCUGGAUCUGCACCAAGGUGCAGAACUUGCCGCCGCCAACGCCGGAGAUGGAGAGAGUUGGGGGUGCUGAAAUUUCGAGCUUGUCUAUCUGA
Molecule: messenger RNA, 2505 nt
Organism: Phaeoacremonium minimum UCRPA7
Lineage: Eukaryota; Fungi; Ascomycota; Sordariomycetes; Togniniales; Togniniaceae
Product: putative 3-amino-3-carboxypropyl transferase protein
Exons: 3
Coding region: 1-2505 (834 amino acids)
Source: RefSeq, a predicted model, not a curated record